Tinamus guttatus (white-throated tinamou) is the source of this 808-nucleotide messenger RNA. NCBI's taxonomy places the organism in Eukaryota, Metazoa, Chordata, Aves, Tinamiformes, Tinamidae. The record is from RefSeq and is a predicted model, not a curated record.
CCCUGGCAGUAAGGCAGCCAUGGCAAACCUCUGCCCAGGAGAUAUUAUUCUGGCCAUUAAUGGAGAGAGCACGGAAAACAUGACACAUCUGGAAGCACAAAACAAGAUCAAAGCCUGCAUGGACCAGCUCCUCCUCUCUGUGAACAGAGCUGAAGGGAAGACCUGGUCACCUCCUGUGCUAGAAGAUGGAAAGGCCCAAGCUUACCGGAUCAAUAUAGACCCAGACCUGCAGGAUAAUGGGCCUGUGCUGAACAAAAAGCCGAUUCCCUCUCCUGGUGGAGGGACCCCCGUGGAUAACAAACAGAUGUUGAAUUUGCAGUACAAUAACCCGACCCGACUCUACGCGAACAGCAGCGCCGAGCCGGGUUUGCCAGCCCAGCUGAGCGGGCUCCACAUCGCUCCUUCCCAGAGCAUCGACCCCUUAAAGUCGCUCCCAAGAAACAGAAACGGGAUUGAUGUGGAGUCAGAUGUCUACAAGAUGCUUCAGGAUUAUGAGAAGCCGGUUUCGGAGCCUAAGCAGUCUGGAUCCUUCCGGUAUUUGCAGGGCAUGUUGGAAGCUGGAGAGAACGGUGAAAAACUCACGCGGUGCGGGAACGGGAUCGUGGGCACCAUCGUGAAGGCGCGGGACAAGCUCUACCACCCCGAGUGCUUCAUGUGCGACGACUGCGGCCUCAACCUCAAGCAGAGAGGGUACUUCUUCAUCGAGGAGCAGCUCUACUGCGAGACGCACGCCAAGGAGCGGGUGAAGCCGCCCGAGGGAUACGACGUCGUGGCCGUUUAUCCCAACGCCAAAGUGGAACUGGUCUAA